AAUCUGAACGCAGCCCUGGGCUUACUACCAGCGCGAGUUCUGAUUGGCUCACUGCUUUCCGCUUUUCAGCCAAGGUGUGAAUUCCCUCUUAAGUAGGACGACGGAGAUCGUGGCGCGCCGUAGCGCGUAUAUGUUCUGUGCGCGUCGUAACGUAUUUCAACUCGCAUUUUUGUCGUCCCCUACGUGUUUACGAUGCGAAUAAGUGCUUCGAGAGUGCCGUGGAUUGUCGAAAGCAGAAAGAAUGAAAUGAAGUAUCAGGCGCUCGUGCCAACAUCCGUCGUGUUGAAUAUACAUGAUGCGAAGUCGUGUCGCAUUCAAUCGUGUUUCGCAUCUACUCCGUUGCCUCAUAUCCCGAGUUUCCGACGCGCGUGAGUACCGUAAGUGUUUCGAGAAUGCCGAAAACGAAGGAUCGCGCGUUUGUGCAGUGUGAAUCAAGACGAAUCGUCCAGAAUCGUCAUGAGAAGGAUCUUGGAUUUCGAAUGUUCGAGAGCUGCGGCGGGGAAAGACGGAGCUGGAUGGAGUUGGACAGAGCGACCAGUCUAAAAUUAUUCAUCCCGCAGCUUCGAACGCCUUGAGACGACACAGGCGCCACUGGUCCAGAUCAUCUUUACAUUGUUGAGAUCUAUAUGCAACGGCAUACGAGGAAUGAGCGGUCCUCCUGCGUAGAAAGUUGCGUCGAGCGCAAUCGCAUUUCUAGGACCUUAGAGGACCAACGGAUUUUUUCUUGUCGUUCAAUUCAACAAGCAGCGGUCGUCGAAGCGAAGAAAUAUGAGGGAAACGCGAAUGCUUUACACUGUAAAACGCUGGAAGACUUCCUGGAAGACUGUCUCGACGAGUUUCUCGAAUAUAUCCUAGAAACUCUAUCUGAAGCCGUGCAUCAGAACCGCUUCUCGAAGCGGCACGAAGCGAAGCGAAGCGAAGGCGGAGCGCGGACGGAGGCCAAAGAUCGACGAGCCUGGAGGAAACGAGAAUCCCGAUUCCUUGUUCGCAAAGUGCUCCAAGUGUGGAAAAGCGAGAGGAUAAGCGCGAGCCCGUGUAUCUAAGAACAGCAAUAAAUUUUCUCGGAAACUGCACGUCGUGGAAAAGUAUAAAAAUUAUUACGGUGCCAUGGGCCAAUGUUAAAUUGACGAUACGAUCGUUAACAUUAUUGGAAUAGAACGGAAAGUUUAAACGGGUAUAUCAUUUCGAGUGUAACAAUGACAAUAAUAAGAACGUUACACUCUGAUCCAAGUAUAUAAAGAGAGUUUUAGCAAGGUAUUUUUUUAACAGUUCUGUUAUUUUGUACGCUUGAAGAAUGGAUGGCGUAAACGAAAUAGCGAAACGCUUAGAAUCUUCUGAAAAGCCGUAUCACGGCAAAUGCGAAUCUAGGCACGGCCGCUUGGUGAUUUGCUAACAUCAGGGCCAUCUAACUGUUUUGUAGAACCAUCCUACUUUUCUUUCAACGGAGGAUCGCGAGGUACUCAACCUCUAUCCACGAGCAAUGAAUCGAAUUGGAAUCGACCGAUGCCGCCGCGAUGACUCCUUUGCGCUCCUUUUGCACUCGCAUAACGCGUCGUACGAUUGCUUAAACUCAGCCGAAUGAUCGUUAAAAAAUAAGUAUUUUUCUCUCACGUAGAGAUACGGGAUAUUACGAAAUAUCGUCUUGUAAACAAUUUCAUUUUUCCUCCCUCGUAUUCGUCGCUAUCGUUCGAAAUUCAUAUUCAAGCUGGAGAUUGUAGACUUUCUGACACAUUGUUGCAAAACUCGCUCGUAAAAUCUCCCUCCCGUUAUUCGCAAUCGUUCGUGGCGCGGCGUUCAAGCUAGGAAAAAAAAAAAAAUUACGGCUUCUCGGAGUCAGGGGCCAAAGAGCAUUGCGGGCCCGAGAGAAACCGAGAUCUCGAUCUUUUGACCGGUCUCUCUCUCUCUCUCUCUCUCUCUCUCUCUCUCUCUCUCUCUCUCUCUCUCUCGAUCGAAAAUGGAUCUCACGCGAUCGCCGUCGUCACACUCGCCACAAUCGCCGAUCGAAGGAGCAACAUCAGGGCCGGAUAACUGUUCGAAGGAGAUCCCUUCCCCUCUC
Molecule: messenger RNA, 2056 nt
Organism: Solenopsis invicta (red fire ant)
Lineage: Eukaryota; Metazoa; Arthropoda; Insecta; Hymenoptera; Formicidae
Exons: 4
Coding region: 627-1043 (138 amino acids)
Source: RefSeq, a predicted model, not a curated record